This is a messenger RNA of Athalia rosae (coleseed sawfly), 3222 nucleotides long. RefSeq names its product lipase maturation factor 2-like. The transcript is spliced from 10 exons. NCBI's taxonomy places the organism in Eukaryota, Metazoa, Arthropoda, Insecta, Hymenoptera, Athaliidae. The coding region runs from base 160 to 2091 and encodes 643 amino acids. Gene Ontology annotation, biological process: protein maturation. Gene Ontology annotation, cellular component: endoplasmic reticulum membrane. The record is from RefSeq and is a predicted model, not a curated record.
CAAUCCGAUCUCCAGUCACAAAUUGCUGCCGUAGCAUCAGCGCUGGAGCAGCUUGUUGGCUCAAAGCUGCGUCUUUUACCAAAAUUUCUUAUAUUAGAAUCAUAAAACAAAUGUGUUUGGUUUUUUAACAAUACCGGCUAAUCUUUACAAAAUUCAAACAUGGUUCAAGUCCGAUAUACUCGCAAUUUGUUUUUGCGAGGCAUGUGCAUUAUUUACUUAUUCGCAUUCUUGAGCUUCUACAUCCAAAUACCCGGAUUGUAUGGUGACAAUGGAGUUCUACCAGCCAGAGCGCAACUUGACUCUCGAGGUGGGAAUACUUUAUCGCAGCAAAUAAAACAGAAACCAACCCUGCUGUGGCUUGCACCUUACGUUAGCCUGAAUACCGAAUAUAUGCUUGAUGUAUUGGCUAUACUUGGGAUUGUUCUCUCUUUUACUGGAUUUAUAUCGCAGAGGUUUUGCACUGCUCCGGUAUUCGCUGGUCUCUGGUCUCUUUAUUACUCCCUCUAUCAAGUAGGACAAACUUUCAUGUGGUUUCAGUGGGAUAUUCUCCUAUUGGAAGCCGGAUUCUUAUGCAUUAUCGUUGCACCAUUUUGGUAUCCUCGCCAAAAAAAAACAAGCACUCCAGCCACUGCAUUGACAUUUUGGGCUGUCCGCUGGCUUCUCUUUCGAUUGAUGUUUUCUAGCGGUGUUGUAAAACUAACUUCUGGUUGCCCUACGUGGUGGGGGUUAGAGGCAUUGAACGUGCAUUUUGAAUCACAGUGCAUUCCAACUGCUCUAGCUUGGUACGCACAUCAUCUUCCUACAUGGUUCCUUCGAUUAACUACUGUGGGGGCAAACGUUUUUGAACUUGUUAUCCCCUUACUCUUUUUUUUCCCAAAUAGAAAAGUUCGGAUUACUGCAUUCUACUUGCAAGUUUUUCUGCAACUUAACAUCAUUGCCACAGGAAACUAUAAUUUCUUCAAUUUACUGACAAUCUGCUUGUGUAUAUCUCUUCUGGAUGAUCAGUUCUUCUACAAGAGAAAAUCUAAGAAUAGUCAAUCCGAUUUUGCAGACUAUUUCUCAACUGUGAUUUGCCUUUUCGUGUACGCUGGAGUAAUAUAUGGAACCUAUGUUUACUACGAUCUAAAAAUCACUGAGAAUCUCACAAUCGAAUCUAAUAUUGCAUUCACAAAAGAGCAGUUUGAUUAUACUCUUUCCCAGAUGCUGUCAAACUCUGUUUACAUUGGCUUAGUCUCUCUUGGAUAUGCUAUGGCUGAUGCCGUGGCACAUUCUAUUUUAUCUGUGCAAGGAUCUCUUCUUACUAGAAUAGUCACUACUAUGACUACCUUACUUUAUGCUGCUGUCGUCGUCUUCCUGUUUGCUAUUAGCGUGGUGCCCUUCUCAGCUCUUCACCCAUCACACAAUUCAACCGUACCAGCACAGCUGAAACAUAUUCAUUCACGUGUGGACCAUCUUCACUUGGUCAAUAGUUAUGGAUUGUUUCGACGUAUGUCAGGUGUCGGUGGAAGGCCUGAAGUUAUAAUAGAAGGAAGCAAUGAUAUAGAGGGACCUUGGAGAGAAUAUGAAUUUUUGUACAAGCCAGGAAACGUGAAUAAUUCUUUACCUUUUGUUGCACCUCAUCAACCCCGAUUAGAUUGGCAAAUGUGGUUUGCUGCACUAGGAACCUACCAUCAAAAUCCGUGGUUGAUGUCGUUAGCCUACAGACUUCUGGCCGGACAACCAGAAGUGUUAGCACUUAUCAAUCAAGCCAAGAAUCCUUUCAGAGACAGUCCACCAAAGUACAUCAAAGCUAGUCUGUACCACUAUCAUUACACUCCAUGGAGCCAAAAAUCCAGUUCAACCUGGUGGACAAGAGAAAAAGUUGGCGAGUACUUCCCGAUCUUCAGUAGAGACCAUCCGCCACUGAUUGAGUAUUUAACCAAAAUGAAAAUCAUACAAGAUAUGAUUGAGAAUGUGAAUCCCACUCUAAAGCUAAUUUUGAACAGCCUGAGAUCUAUGGUUAGCAAAAUAGAGGCUAGCCUUCUUUUGUGGAGUGUAUUUGCUGCGGGUUGUGCAAUAAUUAUGAGCGGUUACAAUUGGGUUAAACAUUAAAAGGGAUUAAUCUUAUCUAUGGAUUGUUCGUGUGCAGUGGUGAUAUCAAUUGAAUUCCAAGUAUAAGUACAAGUUGAAAUGCCAAUUACCAUUAAUCUGGUGAACGCGAAAUUGAUUUAAUUGCUUCCUUAUUUGCCAAUUCUUUGAACCAGAAAAAUUUUAGGCGUGGGAUUUUACGGAUACAUUUUACACUAAAUACAACAGAUUAACAUCAUCAUGAAAAACUUGUAAUUGAUUGAGCACCACUCGUCCAGAGAUAAUUAUCUCUGUUUAUUAAAUCAAUAAUUUAUAAAAAUCUAAUUUACGUAAGAACGAUUGAGCAAACUAUGAAAAGUUUUAGGAAUUCUUCACUUUUUAAUCGUCAUAAUUUGUUUCACACAAAGCUCUCUAAAUUGACAUUGAUAAUUUUGGCCCGUUUCUAAGUACUGCAUGAAAAUUCGAUCGUUUUAGAUCAAAGCUUUUUUUUCGUGAGUUAAAUCCAAAAUCAAUUUUCUCGAAUCAAAAUUGAAUUCGAGACAAUCCAAAAGUUAUGUUGUUCUAUUAGAUAUUAAAUCAAUUCUCAGGAUAUCUGUGGUUUUGAUCGAACAUGUGUGGUGAAUUAGCAUUGGCUGAUAAGUAUAAAUCUUUUGAUUUGAAAACAAAACAACUAGUAAACAUAAAGAUCAUCUACUAGUAUUUUGGUAUUGAUUCGAGUUUUCUUAGUUUUACUUUACAAUUGCUAUUGAUUUGUUUUUAUUUUGUAACGAGCAUAUGCCGCUAAAUCCUAUACUUUCGGUUUUAUUCGCGAUCUUUACAUUCUAACGUAUCACAUAAUUUUAAACCUACUUUCUUAAUUAUUCUAUCAUUUUACAAAUAUUCAUUUGCUUGUAUACGAUUCUUAAAUAUUGAUGAAGUGAGACUGUAAAUUUCGAUAUAAUUAUGAUCGUUACUGACAAAUGAUUGUUAUGAAUAUACAGUGAGUACGGCAGGAUGUCUGUCUAUACUUUAUUGAUAUACGUUUAGAAACGUGUUUUAUGAUAUUAUUUGGCUGUAAAAAAAAAUCGAAUGAACAAGAAAAUGAGAAUAAUCUGAAGUCUGCUGUAAAUGCAUUGUAAAUUUGAUUGAAGUGAAUAAAAAUAUCUACCAAGUGUA